AUGCUUCAUCCCUUUCUAAAGUUGGUUAUAGAUGAUGUUUCUACUCAAAGAGCGAAACAAAAGCAUCCGAGUCAAUCUAACCAGACGAGAUUCCUUUCAGUCAUUGUUCACCCUCGUUUACCGCCUGCUAUCCCGGUAUGGCAGGCUGCGGUGGAGUCCACAAGCUCAGAUCGUUCUCGAUGUUACCCAGAAGCAAGGAUUGCCGAAGCAAACGGAUAUAUCUUUCCACGACCAGAUAUCUUCAUUGGUGCACAGGACGAAUGCAAAGCUCUCGAACUCGUGAAAGCAUGGCUAUGCCUACGUCCUCUGCUACUGGCACGAGUUUCUUGUUCAUCGUAUUCAGCACAGCUGGUAGCUCAUCAAUCCUGGCGCGUUAUUCUAAACUUGGACCAUUUGAUGAAGAAUGCGAGAUCAGAUGGCGCCAGCUCAUCCAGAAGCACACCGACGAAAGCCGAGAGACGUAGAGAACAAGCCGGCGAGCUGCAGAUUGAUACUAAAUUCAAUGUUGGUCCUGCAGUUUGGAGAGGCAUAGAGCUCGAGAUGUUAACAAAUGAUCAUCAUCGGGAAAUCGCCUGGGAGCUUGCAGAACUCAACUUCAGGUUCGAGUUGCUAGCAUUGGAUGCACGAGCAGCGACUAACGGAGGAAACCACGAUUUACUCCUGCGCUGUCUACCCAACGGCCUUACCACGGCAUUUGUCGCAGUCGACGUCGGCAGUGCUAAUCAUGGGCUAGGACAUCCGACUUGGCGGCAGAGAGCUCCAUAUGUGUUUCCAUUGAUGAAUGCGAUGCGCUCUUGGAAGGCUUGCCCGCAUUUGAUCCAACAGAAGAGGACCAAUUAUACGGAAGCACAAUUUGAUGAGAUCGAAAAAUGUGUUGCUCUUUUCUAUGUGGAGUCGUUCUUUCGCUUCUUCGGUCAUGCACCAGUCAUUCCGCGUCAUCUCCCCCAUUCUCCGCAGACUUCAUUUGUGCCCGAGACAUGUGAGGAAAUGUAUACAGAAAGAUCGGGUCUUGUGUUUGAUAUUGCGCAGUUCCAUGAGCAGUAA
This is a messenger RNA of Desarmillaria tabescens, 1044 nucleotides long. RefSeq lists its product as uncharacterized. The transcript has 2 exons. The coding region runs from base 1 to 1044 and encodes 347 amino acids. NCBI's taxonomy places the organism in Eukaryota, Fungi, Basidiomycota, Agaricomycetes, Agaricales, Physalacriaceae. The record is from RefSeq and is a predicted model, not a curated record.